UUUAAAAUUAUUUGUUACGAACACAAUGUUCUUGUUGAUUUCUAUAAGUUAGAAGGAAGGGUGGGAGCAGCCGCAAGCAAGAGGUAGCGAAUCAGAUUGAGAUGGGGUCGUUUGGUCGGAGAAGCAUGUCCACUGUGGCGAAAGCGGUGGAGGAAAUCACCGGCACUGGCAACACCAAGAUCCGCAAAUCUUCCAGCGAGCUCUGCACCUUCCUCGGCAUCCCUCGCCAAUCUCGUUCCGAAAUCGCUCUCAUUCUCUCCAAGUUCAUCAAACUCUAUAAUUUCAAGAGUCCCGGCAUUAAGAAGGACAAGAUUUGGGAGCAGAAUUUGCAGACACUGUUGCGUGGCAGAAACAAUGUUGGUUUUCCUGAGAUUGCGAAGAUACUGUCUCCGGAAUUCGGUCAUGGCGCGAUUAAUGUGAAGGACAGUAGUAUUGGGGAUUCUUCCGGGGACGCCACCAAGGGGAAAGGCCCUAAAAAAAAAGGGAAGUCCUCUAAGAAGUAGGAUAGGACUUGCACAUGCUUUGAAAUCACCUUCUUCUAUGACCCAAUUAAGUUUGAUGUUUGAAAGUUGAAAAUUUUAGCCUGUUGUGACUGGUUUGGGUAUUGUGUGUUGUUGUCUUCACAAUAAUUUUAGCGCAUCCAUUACUUACAUGAUAUGCUUGUUCAUUGGUUCAAGGAACAGCAAAAACUGUUUUGUUUUUUGAUCUUUUGUUUGUUGCCAUAGAAGUUAAACAAUUCAGAUAUUAUGCCCAUCAAUGGGUGGGGGAAAUGGCAAAAAAAAGAAAAAAAGAAUGGUCAUCUUCUCAUUUCAAUUUUGCAAUGCUUGCUUGCUAUCUUCAAACCACCCAACCAUAAUUUAGCAUUUCAUUGUAUGAAGUGCUGUCAUGAACUAUGAACAGUAGCCAAAGAUGUUGUAGAAGUUCUGUGGUUGUUUCUUUUAAAGGUAUUAGAUUUGGAGUUUUUUUCUUUCA
Glycine soja is the source of this 972-nucleotide messenger RNA. RefSeq lists its product as uncharacterized. The record is from RefSeq and is a predicted model, not a curated record. Bases 102 to 503 code for a protein of 133 amino acids. Lineage: Eukaryota; Viridiplantae; Streptophyta; Magnoliopsida; Fabales; Fabaceae. The transcript has 2 exons.